GUAAGGCCUUGUUUUCUCCUCCCACAGUCUAUGAAUGUUGCUGACUCUCCAAAAGAAGCUUGGGUCUGACUGUCCCCACUCUGGCAGCGGCCCUCGCAUAGUGCUGUUUUCCAGAAAAAGGGCCAUGUCACUCUUCCUGGGACUAGCUGCUGCCACGGGGACCUUUCCUUGGCUGUUCCUUCUCCUGCUGCUCCAGGAAGCCAUAGGAUACUCUGGAGACAGUGCGGCGCCUGAGGAAGUAGUUGCAGCCCUUCAGGAGCCCAUCAGCCUCCCCCUGGAAAUACCACCUGAUGAAGAAGUUGAGAGCAUUGUCUGGUUCUCCCGGAAAAGACUUGCCACAGUGGUGCCAGGGAAGAAAGGACAGCCGGCUAGUGUUAUGGUGGUCGACCCUCACUAUGAGGGCCGAGUGAGCUUCCUGGAUCCCAGCUAUUCUCUGCACAUCAGCAAUGUGAGCUGGAAAGACUCAGGGCUUUACCAAGUUCAAGUCAAUCUGCGGACAUCCCAGCUCUCCACCACGCAGCGCUACAACCUGUGUGUCUACCGACGGCUGUCGCAGCCCCGAGUUGCUGUGAACUUUGAGAUCCCUGGGGAAGGUGCCUGUAAUAUAUCCCUGCUGUGUUCUGUGGAGAGAGCAGGCAUGAAUGUCAACUAUAGCUGGCUCGCCUUGGGGGACAGUGCCGAUGCAGUCCAGGAAGGCUCUGUCCUUAGAACAUCCUGGAGGCCUGGGGACAAAGUCCUUCCCUACAUCUGCAAGGCUAGCAACCCUGUCAGCAGCAUCCAUUCUCAUCCCAUUCUUGCGGGGGCCUUCUGUGCAGAUCCUGGCUAUCUCGAGAUGCCCUCAGUGUCCUCCUGUCUCCUAGCCAAGGGAUUGCUCCUCCUCGUGCUCUUGAUAAUUCUAGCUGUGGGGCUCUGGGUCACCCGAGUUAAAAAAAAAAGUGACUUGCCAAGGACAAGGAAACUCAAGAGGAACAGAAUUAAACUGAGGAAGAAGAGGAAGCCCGACUGCAGCCCAGCCUGACUGCGCUCUGGGAGCUUCCAUCUUGAAUUUUGCCUCUUUCAGCCCACAGGGAGCCAUCCCGCCUCAGGGGCAGAGGGCCAACUCAGGAAUGGAUGUCAAAGGGCCUCCCCUCCCUCAGGGAAGACCAUGUAGGAAUAAAGUCAAGUGCCCACUGCUCUGGAGGAGCUAUGUCUGGUUCUCUAUCUCACUGGACAGUUCUGGCAAAACCCGCUCCUUACCUCCUUCCAUCCAGGCAUCCACCUCCAAGCCCACAGCCCUUUCAGGCCUGCCUCUGGGGAGCAGAAUGAGCGUAAGGACCCACUCAGAGUGAGGUGGGUUUUGCUUUUACUCCACCUAUGCCUUCCUCACUUGCACUUAGCUGUAUGUUUAAAGGAGACCAGUGAACAAAUCUUAACCUAACAAAACUUGCAAGUCUUAAAUGAGUGCAUUUCAGGCUCUUCAGUUCUGCAGAAAAGCAGUAUUAUUCCUAAGCUUCUUCUAUUCUUCUCUCCCUGUUCCCAUUCUGGUGGAUAGAUUUAUUUAACUACUCCAUCUUCCUUACCCAGAUCUAGAAGGCAUCCCAGGGGGAUGGCAAGGACCCUCCCUAGUUCAGUCCAGCUCUGGAUCGAAGUCUGACCUGGUGACCUCUCUUCUCCUUGACACUAGUUGCUCUGGGUCUCUGGUGCCUCUCUCAAAGAGGCAACAACUAUACUGGAUCAGUAGUUGAGAUCUUGAACCCUUGAAUGUGGUUGAUACUGCUGUCCUAUCUGUCCCUUUUCUGUAGAUUUGCAUGUCUCUGUGUUCUCCUGGAAUUUUACCUUGAGCUAAUGCCCAGUCUCCACUCCUGGCACAUGUUCUCCAUUUAGGUUCUUAAUGUUUCCCUCAGCCAGUGAUUAAAGGCAAUUGCUCCUCUAUCCUCAUCUCUCCCUGCCCAUCUCCAUCCUUCUCCACAUACCAAACUUCUGGAUGUCAUUCACACAGCAGGUGAUAGAGAUGGUGUAGGAUGUGGUGGGAGAGAACUGAGAGAGAUCUCAGGAUGCCUGGCUUUGCUCUGCCACUUGCCUCUGGCCUGGGACAUCUAUUGAGCCACAGGUCAUUUCCACAAGAAACAGGUGCUUAAAGGAAGAGGCAGGCACAGAUGCUCGCAGGUCUCGCAGAGAUACACCUCAACAAGCCCCUUAGAUCCCAUCAAGGUGGGCUGGGCUGGGAACACUGAGAAUUCCAAGAGGUAGAGAGAGGGCCACGUGGUGGGAGACAUGCCUGGCAUCCUUGUGGUCCUCCUCUGUCCCUCUUGUCUCUGACGAAAAGGAUGCUGAUUUCCAAAGUGUCUUCCAAGAAAAGGAAUGUGAGCCAGGAAAGGGUGCAAGGUGAUGUAUCAGAGAAUCGGGGACACUUUGUUUUUAGUAAAAUAGGACUUGUGGCCUACAACAACGUAGUAAAAAGCUCUGAAAGCAGAAUGGAGCAGGACUAGAAGCCCAGAGACAGAGUCUCCCUAGGUAUCUGUGCAGGACAUGGAGCCCCUCGGACUUGGGUAAGAGAUGCUGAAGUUGAAACCAGUCUCCAAAGCAUGUGUAAGACUGGCAAAUGGAUCAUCCAUGCUCUGUAAGGGCCAGAGCCUGGUCCCUCUGGAAGGCAGUCUAGACUGAGACUUGCUCUCUCUGCCUCUUUGAGGCCCUAAAAAGUUUCGUUAAUAAAAAGAUCUGAGGCCCUCAGCCUCUUACCCCUUUUAUAACUUCCCUAGGAGCCCUCACUGCAGGGCUGCAGACUACGUACCCGGAAAAACAGUUACUGGAGCCCAGCUUACACACAGACCACUUCACACUUCUCGUGUGUUUCAGAAUCCGGUCCCCACAGAGUAAAUGAAGGAGUGAGAAUGGUCCCUGCACGGCUGGCCCUGGGAUCUCCCUGGAGCUGACAAAGUCUCUUCUCACAUUCAGGCUCUGAACAGAGAAGGGAUGAGCCCCCUAAGCAGUCUAGAACACCUAGAAAGGGGAAGAGGAAACCCCAAAAAUGUUGCAUCUAAGAAAGUUCCCAGGUCUUUUCUUUUGCUAGAAGCCAAGGUAUAAUCAUCUGAUAACCAUUUCACAAGUUACAAAUCUUCCCAGUGUGUGAAGAGGUGAUAGGAAACUCCAGGAAGGGAAUGGGGCCAGCACUGGAGAGACAGAAUACACAUUGCCUGCACUAAAGGACUCUGUGGUGAGUGUAAGGAUACAAUCAGAAGAUGUGGUCAGGGCUAAGUGUGACAAACACGAUGCUCUAGGCCACAGGCGGUGAUCAAAUGACAGACAGGUAUAGUGCAGGUUAGAGAGGCAGGCAGCAACUCCUCCAGUAGACUUGGGACCUGGGGAAAUUAGGGGUGACAAGAUCCACACUCUCAUGGAGCUUAGUGUCACAGUGGGACAGAAGACAGAUACACACACAGCUAAUGGCUCUAUGAGAGAUCAUGCUUCUUUUCUAAUAUGGUAAGAGGGCUGGUGUUCAUGGUAAGGAGAGUCUCUGAAGUUA
This is a messenger RNA of Cavia porcellus (domestic guinea pig), 3502 nucleotides long. RefSeq names its product SLAM family member 9 (gene Slamf9). The coding region runs from base 35 to 1018 and encodes 327 amino acids. NCBI's taxonomy places the organism in Eukaryota, Metazoa, Chordata, Mammalia, Rodentia, Caviidae. Gene Ontology annotation, cellular component: external side of plasma membrane. Gene Ontology annotation, biological process: T cell activation; plasmacytoid dendritic cell cytokine production. The transcript has 5 exons. The record is from RefSeq and is a predicted model, not a curated record.